Cinara cedri is the source of this 4408-nucleotide messenger RNA. NCBI's taxonomy places the organism in Eukaryota, Metazoa, Arthropoda, Insecta, Hemiptera, Aphididae. The record is from the annotation of a GenBank genome assembly.
AUGGGUAAGUCAUUUUCAUCCGAUCACAUCGGCUUAAUUAUUUGCUUUAUUCGUUUAAAAUACUUUUAUUUAAUUUAUAUGGUUGCAACAUAUUCGAUUUCUAUAAAAUUUGAUUUGAACAAACUAUUUUUUUUUAUACUAGUAACAUUUUCGUUUAAGGUAUAUCCCGUGAUACCUGGCAUAAACGUAGGAAGACCGGAGGCAAACGUAAACCCCUUCGUAAGAAGAGGAAGUAUGAAUUAGGACGUCCAGCAGCAAACACAAAGGUAUGAUAUUUCUAUUUGUUAUAAUUCAUAACCAAAUAUUGGUUGUGAAUGUUGGUUGUUGUGAUGGCGUGUUGUAAGUUAAUAAUUUAUUAAAUUAAACUAAGAAACGUUCUCUCUUUUAACGUAAGUAAAAUAAUCUUGCUGUUAUUUUUAUAUAUUAUUAUUAGUGUAGCUUAAUUUAUUAGGGGUUUACUUUAUUUCCAAAAAAACAGAUAUAAAUAUAGGUUAAUUUAAAUUGCAUCAAUGAUGAGACGAAGUACUGAAUAUUAUAUGACGAUAUUUAAUAUUUUUCACUUCUAACGUCCUGAAGAUAUGCUCAAUUUAAUUUUGACUUAACAUACUAUUUUUGAUUAAUUAUCAAGAAAAAUAUAUUGAAUAUAAUUUCUACAUAGUACCUGUAGUAUUAAAACAUUUAUGAUGAGGUCUGUGUCUGAAUUGAUGAUGAAGAUAUUUAUCAUUUUUCACCUCUAACGUUCUGAUUUUCCUAUUUUAUUUAAGGUAUUAUAUAUACAUAACAUAUUUAUAUCUAAUAACUAGAAUGAAAUUAUGAUGAGAUGUAUUGCUGAAUAAUAAAUGACGAUCUUUUAUUAACUUUUUUCACCUCUAACGUUCUGAUAAGCAUUUAGUUAUUAGAUAAUAAAUAAAAAAAAGUUAUAAACAUUAUUUUACUAAAAUAAGUUUUCUCUGAUAAAUUUACUCCUAAAUUGUAAUAUUUCCUUUAGAUUUUGAACAGAUCAUAUUAACUAGUUUAUUUUUAUUAAUUGCCAAAGUUUUAUUAAAGUCUAUUUAUGAUGAGAUUUACUAUAAUACUAUGAAGAUAUUGUGAUUAAUUCAAUAUAUCCGCUUAUUAAUAUCCUGAAAUGGACAUAUAAUAUACUUAGAAAUAUUCCCUUUAUAUUAUUUUUAUGUACAUAAUUAUAAAAGCAAACUUCCCAAAAUAUACCUAUUCUUUUAUUUUAAUAUUUUUAUUACGACUGUUUAAUUUUUUUUCUCUUAUUUACAUGCAUAGUACUAAUAGUAGUUUUAAUUAUUCUAAAUAUUAAAAAAAAUAUUGUUUAUUAAACGACUUAUUUAUGAUGAUUAAAAUCUAUUAUGAAAUUAAAUGAUUGGUAAAAUUAUCUGCUUAUUAAUAUCCUGAAAUUGGUCUUGUAUAAAAUAAUUAAGUGUAUUGAAAUUCUUAAACAUAAAACUUGUUUAAAGUAUUAUUAAUCAUAAUUUUUUAAAUUUUAAGCUUGGAACUCGUCGUGUACAUGUUGUCCGUACCAGAGGAGGUAACAAAAAAUACAGAGCUCUCAGAUUAGAUCAAGGAAACUUUGCAUGGGGUUCCGAAGGUAUGUGUUAUAUUUUUCACCUUUGAAAUUUAUUUAUAGUUUUUUUUCUUUUGUUUAUAAACAGGAAUUUCUGCAAAAACUCGUAUUAUUGAUGUUGUUUACAAUGCUUCCAACAACGAGUUAGUCAGGACCAAAACUUUAGUAAAGAAUGCUAUUGUAGUCAUUGAUGCUACACCAUUCCGACAGUGGUAUGAAGGCCAUUACGCUUUACCUAUUGGGAGAAAGAGGACUACUAAAUUAGUAUGUAUCAAUUUAUUUUUUUCUCUUCUUUAUUAUCUUUUAUUAUUUGUUUAGAAUGUUAGUAUGAUUAACUAAUUAGUUAUGUCAGCAACUUUAUCGAUUUUUAGUAUUAAUUUGCGCAGCUAUGGAAGAAACAGUUAUAACUUGAUUAUUGUAUGAAAAUGUGGUGUCAGCCAUCAACGAUUCAAUAUUUUUGGCGGGAGUUUGGAAUAUACUUAGAUAGUAUCAAAUCCAUUCAUAGAUUUAUAAAAUAAUUAGAUAGUAUAACUGUAUACUGGCUUGACAACAAUUUGAAGUCAUCAUUCAUUGACAGCUGUGGCAAAAAAACGAUUGCAAAGUAUUAUCGAUUUUUAUGUCAAUUUGUUGUUUAUUAUCUCAUAAUUGACGCAAUGUGUAAUAAAAAUAACCGUUAACUAUCAAUAAUACACUAUUGUUUUUGUCCAAUCUAUAAAUGUUGUCUGACUAUUUAAGUCGGACACCAUCUAUUAUAUCUUGUAUCUAUUAUUAAAAUAGAUACAAGUUUGCUCUCUAGAUAUUUUAUACAACUAUAAAUCCACAUUGUGUGUUUUGUGAUAUGCAAUUGUUAAUACUGAUUACAAAUCUUUGGCGGUUGAUGCUUAGGCAUGAUGCUUAAUACUGCGGACAUACCUAAUUAGUUAAUGAUGGAUGUUAGUAUCUAUUAUCUAGUAUUAUAACUAGUUUUACGUAUAAUAUUUAAAUUAUUGGUAACUUAAUUCUUAUAGCUCUAUGAUGAACCUUCAUUGUUGAUAGGAAUUGCCGUCUGAUAAUUUGAUGACCAUGUACUAUCUGAGAGCAUAAAUAGAAAUUAAUAUAAAUUGACAUAAAACUAUAUUUUCUAAACUUUCUUAUGAUGAGUAAUAUUUCGGUUCCUGAUAAUUUCUUAUGAGGACAUUCUUUAUUCCGCAGCGCUCUGAUAUUUACUUUUUAAAAAUACUGUAUUUUACAUCUGCUAUGAUGAACCUUUCUGAUAGGAAUUGCCGUCUGAUAAUUGAUGACCGUGUAAUGGCUGAGUGCAGAAAUGUGUUUUUUUUACAAUUAUGUAAUGACAAUUUAGAUAAAGUAUAAAAAUGAUGAGUAAUAUUUCGGUUCCUGAUAAUUUCAUAUGAGGACAUUCUUUAUUCCGCAGCGCUCUGAAAUUAUUUUAUAAUAAUAGUACUUAUUUUAAUAUACCUUUUUCUGAUGAUUGAUGGUUGUGUACUAUCUAAGAGCAGAAAAUGUAGGAUUAAAAAAACCUUACAUUAUGUUUUUUGUCAUUAUAAUAUAAUAUUAACAUAAAUACAUUAUUUAAAUGAUGAGUAAUUUUUCGGUUCCUGAUAGUUUCUUAUGAGGACAUUCUUUAUUCCGCAGCGCUCUGAUAUUUAGUUUAUAAUAAUACACUUUACAUUUGCUGUGAUGAAUUUUUCUGAUAGGAAUUGCCGUCUGAUAAUUGAUGACUGUGUUAUGUCUGAGUGCAGAAAUGUAGAGUAGUAACAGCAUAACGUAAAAUUGUAUUUCUCGUAAUUGUAUAAUAAUCUAAUUAACAUAUUUAAAUGAUGAGUAAUAUAUCGGUUCCUGAUAAUUUCUUAUGAGGAUAUUCUUUAUUCCGCAGCGCUCUGAUAUUUAGUUUACAAUACAACACUUUACAUCUGCUGUGAUGAACCUUUCUGAUAGGAAUUGUUAUCUGAUAAUUAAUGACUAUGCAAUAUAUCUAAGAGCAGAAAUGUAGGAUAGAAUCAUCGGAAAACAAAAUUUUAUUUUUCGUUAUUAUAUAAUAUUUUGGGUUAAAUGUAAUGAGGGUUAUUUAGUAUAUAGAAAUUAUAUUAGUGAAUAAAAAAAAAAAAUAUUUAUGGUGUAAUCUUAAAUUUUUCAUUAUUCACAAUUUUGUAGACUGAAGCUGAAGAUGCUGUAUUGAAUAAAAAGCGAUCAAAAGAUGCUGAGGCUAAAUACAAAAAGAGACAACGUUUUGCUAAAGUAGAACCGGCAAUCGAUGAACAGUUCCAAACAUCACGUCUUUUAGGUAACUACAAUUGUAUUGAUCUCAAUAUCUAAUUGUUUAUGAACACCAUGAUGAUUUUCAAUUUUAUUUGAAUUGUGAUAUUGAACUUGGGAUAUUUAUCGUUUUGAUAAAUAUCUGCCAAUAGUAUGAACAUAUUAUGUCAUAGUUACACUGAGUGUUUUAUAUUUCUAGUUUGAAAGUUUGUUUUUUUACAUAAAUAUAAUAUAAUGAUGAUAAAUUGUUAAUUUAGAUGGGAUACAUUAUCCCUCUUAUGAUGUUUUCAUAGUUACCCUGAAUUUGUAAUGUUUUAAUUUUUUAAUAUUGAGCAAUAUUAUGAUGUUUAAAUAAUCUCGUUAAUAUGAUUUUUCUAUGAAAUGAAAUUAUAUUUUCUGAAUAUUGCUUUUAUCUUUUUAAAAAGUGUUUUCUUAAUACAAAUCGGACAACUAAAAAUUUUUUUUUUUUUAGCAUGCUUGGGCAGCAGACCUGGUCAAUGUGGGCGUGCAGAUGGUUAUAUCUUAGAAGGUAAAGAGUUGGAAUUUUACCAUAGGAAGAUCAAGGCCAAGAAAGGCAAAUAA